This is a messenger RNA of Dunckerocampus dactyliophorus (ringed pipefish), 5090 nucleotides long. RefSeq names its product bromodomain containing 1a (gene brd1a). Bases 533 to 4288 code for a protein of 1251 amino acids. Lineage: Eukaryota; Metazoa; Chordata; Actinopteri; Syngnathiformes; Syngnathidae. The record is from RefSeq and is a predicted model, not a curated record. The transcript is spliced from 12 exons. Gene Ontology annotation, molecular function: protein binding. Gene Ontology annotation, biological process: regulation of transcription by RNA polymerase II. Gene Ontology annotation, cellular component: MOZ/MORF histone acetyltransferase complex.
UCUUUUAUUCAUCGCACGACAUGACUUUGAUAUGGACGCGCUUAUAAAAUAUCUAUGUUGUAGAGGUUUUUGUGAUGGUUUGCGUCACUUUAAAGACCUGGAAGGGGUAACGUGGAGCGUUCGGUGUCAUUUUUAAAGCGCUUGCCGUGUACAUGUUUCGUGACCGUUAUGUGUUUAAGUCGGCAUUUUUAAGGGCCUGGGUGUGAAUUUGUCAUCCGGGUUGGUAAUGUAGGUGGUUUGGGGAUAAAUAAAAUUGACAUUGUGGAUUUGGUGUGGCAAAUUAUUCAAUGACCCAGCACAUGACGUGAAGUCACCUCUGAAACACACUGAUAGCACUCCUGCUUUGUUACAACAUUAGCUGUGUGUGUGUGUGCGGGAAUGUGUAUAUAUAAUAUGUAUAUAUAUGUGUGUGUGUGUCGUCAGAAGGCCAAUGCAUUGAUUGCGUGACAGAUGGGCUUUUGUGUGAAAUACGACUCGCUACCAACAUGACCUCCAGCGUCACACGCCGAGCGAAACACGGAGCAGCAGCAAGAUGAAGAAGAAAGCCCGGAGCCACCGUGCCGCGGCGCCGCCGAGGCCGCCCUCGCCCAUCAAGCCCUCGCCCAACAAGCAGAUCCUGACUUACGCCCAGGCCCAACGAAUGGUGGAGUUUGAAAUCGACGGGCACAUCCACCGCCUCAGCAUCUUCGACAAGCUUGACGUCAUCUCGGAUGACGACCCAGUGGUGCAGGAGAUGACGGAAUGGGCCAACAACAAGGAGAACUCAGAGAAACCGCAGCAGCAGGUUCUGUUACGGUCGGUCCGGUUGAAAAACAACCAGGAGAAGAGAAAUGCCGCACUGGGCAUCAGUGCUCAGAAAGAAGGAGGCGGACAUCCUGCUUGUGCUAAUCUUGCACCCCAACUUCCUGAGCCUAAAUUUCAGACUGUGGAGUAUAACUUACCUGCAGUUCCUAAACGUCCCUCUUCAUAUUAUAAAUAUGAAGAGAAAACAGAAGAAGAGCUCGACGAGGAGACGGAGUACGACAUGGAUGAGGAAGACUACGCCUGGCUGGAUUUGGUCAACGACAAACGGCGAAGUGAAGGUGUCAGUCAAGUGUCUUAUAACGUCUUUGAGUUCUUAAUUGACCGCUUUGAAAAAGAGCUGCACCUGGAGGGUUUGGAUAAAGGCAGCGAAAGGCAAGCUUCUGUUGAUGAUGAUGCUGUUUGCUGCAUCUGCAUGGAUGGCGAGUGUCACAACAGCAACGCCAUUCUUUUCUGCGAUAUGUGCAAUGUGGCUGUGCACCAGGAGUGCUACGGCGUGCCCUACAUCCCAGAGGGCCAGUGGCUUUGUCGACACUGCCUGCAGUCGCCCACACAACCUGCAGACUGCAUCCUUUGCCCCAGCAAGGGCGGAGCUGUGAAAAAGACAGACGACGACCGCUGGGGCCACGUGGUCUGUGCCCUGUGGGUCCCCGAGGUGGGCUUCUCCAACACCACCUUCAUCGAGCCCAUCGACGGCGUCAGCCACAUCCCGCCCGCCCGAUGGAAGCUCACUUGCUAUCUGUGCAAAGAGAAAGGCGUGGGGGCGUGCAUUCAGUGCCACAAAGCCAAUUGCUACACAGCCUUCCACGUCAGCUGCGCACAAAAAGCGGGCUUGUUUAUGAAGAUGGAGCCCAUUAAGGACUUGACCGAGUCAGGAGAGCCCACCUUCUCAGUGAAAAAGACCGCCUACUGCGGCGCUCACACUCCUAACGGAUGCUUGAGGAGGAAGCUUACAAUCUAUGACGAGGCCACACCCAAGAAUGGACUGUGCAGCCAAGUGGACAAGACGAGUGGAAAGCAGAAGAAGAAGAGUAGGAAACCUGAGCCUGAAGUUGAAAGUGAAGAAGCAACCCAUUCUGCCGUGCCUUUGUUUCCUUCUCAUAGGUUACAAGCCAUUUUGAACCAGGUGUCCAUCCAGAAAAAGAAAGCAUUCGUGGAGCUGGUCCUCAAUUACUGGACUCUUAAAAGGCAAUCCAGGAACGGCCUGCCAUUGAUACGUCGCCUCCAGACGAGCCUGCAAUCCCAGAAGAAUGCACAGCCGGUUUGUUCAUCAAAGCAGAACGAGGAGGAAACGCGGGCGCUGAAGGACCAGCUGAAGCAGUGGCACCGGCUCCGGCAUGACCUUGAGAGAGCUCGGCUGCUGCUGGAGCUCAUUCGCAAGAGGGAGAAGCUCAAGAGGGAGGAGUUAAAGUUCCACGAGAGCCUGCUGGAGAUUCAGCUCACUCCCUUCAGCAUCGUGCUGAGAACCCUCUUGGACCAGCUGCAGUCCAAAGACCAGGCUAGGAUCUUCACUCAGCCAGUUGACGUCAGUGAGGUGCCCGACUACCUCGACCACAUCAAAUACCCAAUGGACUUCUCCACCAUGCGUCAGCGCAUCGACGCCCAGAAUUACACCAACUUUGACCAGUUUGAGAUAGACUUCAACCUCAUUGUCGACAACUGCAUGAAAUACAAUGCCAAGGACACCUAUUUCUACCGGGCAGCUGUCCGCCUUCGAGAUCAGGGUGGAGCGGUGAUCAGGAAGGCUCGACGCGAUGCAGAGAAGAUCGGCUUUGAUGCAGAGAGUGGCAUGCAUCUCGUGGAUGUUCCUGAAAUGAAGACGACGUCCUUUUCUUGGGAGGACGUGGACCGUCUCCUCGUACCGGGCAAUCGCAGUCACUUACCCCUGGACAAGCAGCUGCAGCAGCUCCUGGAGAAGUUUGACCUGACCUGCGCCAUGAAGUCCAGCCCCUCACGCAGCAAACGCAUCAAGCUGCUCAAGAAGACCAUCAAUGAUGUGCGCAGCGAAAUGAGCCUGAAGAUAGUCCAGCCGUCAGCCCACCACCACGGCAGCUGUUCUUCCUUUGUAGCCCCUUCCACAUCAGCAUCGUCUUCUAUAGCCCAAUGUGAGGAUGUGAAGAAAGAGGAGAAAUGGAAGGCAAAUGGACAUUUACCAGAAGAUGAGGCAGACAAGUCUCUCCCGCCUAAACUUGAGCCUUCGGACGCCAUCCCUCCUCUCAUCAACUCAGACACAGACCCCGAGCCGCCCACCCUCAAACCGAUAGACGCCGCCCCAGAGCAUGACGAUAAAUGCAACGGUGAACUACUCCACCCCCCGCCAUCGUCGCCGCCGCGACUCAACGGCCACUCUCACGACGGCCUCCAGGACUCUUUAUUUGACGGCGACGUGAGCGUGGUGGCCACGUCCACCCUGGCCGAGCCGGCGGGCACCAUGAGCCGACGUACCGCCGUGCUCUUCCGCAAAUCGAAAGCCGUCGUUCCCUACAAGCCCAGCGACGACGGUGCCAACAGUGCUGACAAAAAAGAGAGCGAGAAGGAGGUGGACAAUGGCGCCACGCAGCUGGGCACCAAAUCCUUCCUGUCUGUGGUCAUUCCUAGACUGGAGACUUUACUUCACAGCAAGAAGAGGAAGCAUAGAGACAGUGAGGGUGAAGAUGAAGAGGAGGGGAAGUCUUCAGUGAAAAGACUUGAUAUGGGGCUGUCGAGAGGUUUCCUGGACGUGGAAGAGAUGAAGGAGCCCGAGCAGCCCAGCAGAGCCAGCCGACCUGUGGAGCCACGAAGACGCUGUGCCUCAGAGUCCUCCAUCUCCUCUUGCAGCAGUCUACCCGGGGGCCCCAGGUGUCGCGCCAUCCUCAGUCUGCCGAAGUGUGGAAAAGGGAAACCUGCCAUGGUGCGGAGAAGCACUGUAGAGGAUAAGAGUGAAUUAAUUGCCUGCAUAGAAAAUGGGAAUUUUGCCAAAGCUGCACGGAUUGCUGCAGAUCAUCGACCCCCACAUGCCGCGUGUGGGCUGCCAGCACAACGGGGUGUCCAUCCCCAUGCCUCCUAUGGACGUGCUCCGCAUCGGGGAACAAAUGCAGUACAAAUCGGACGAGAAACUCUACCUCGUGCUCUUUUUCGACAACAAACGCAGCUGGCAGUGGCUUCCAAGGUCCAAGAUGGUCCCCCUGGGUAUGGACAAGACCAUCGACAAGAUCAAAAUGAUGGAAGGCCGCACGUCCAGCAUUCGCAAGGCGGUCCAGGUGGCCUUCAGCCGCGCCAUGAACCACCUGAGCAUAGUGCAGGACGACCCAGUCAGCGACCUCAGCGACGUCGACUGACACCGCGCCUGCCCGCCUGCACUAAGCCGACACCGCUCCUGUACCUCUUCCACGCCGAUGUUGACUACUCCUCGCUCCAUUCCCACUUGAACACACUCCUAAACGUGCCGAUGCUGCUUAAACGAAUGUCCCACCUCACGUGUUCACCUCCAGGCCUAUCACUGUGCUGAAGAGACCGCCUCCACUGUCCACGCCACGGUUUCCUCCUCCAUUUCAAGCCAAAAGUGUCCAUGUUGGCCGUUCUCCAGCAACAUUUAUAUCCAUAUGACAUUCACACGUGAACACUCCCUCCUUUGUAUUUAAACUGUAAAUAUGUAUAGUUGCUUGACACUAACUUAUUUUCUAGAGUUUUGUUGUAUUUAUACCUCUUGAUGCAUUUGUGGCGAUAAGGCGUGAGUGCUAAGAAAAAAAAAGCCUUACAGACGAAGCCUGAACAUGUAUGAAAGUAUUUCCUGUUUUAAAUUAUUGACCUUUAUAAUCAUGCGCCUUCAUUUGGUAUUAAUCCUUUUUUUGUAUGAAAUAGUUUUAGUCUAUUUUGUUCAUAUACAGUAUAGUAUAUUUAUAUGGUUUGGAUACAACGUGAUACUGUAUGUAUGAAGUCGGAUUUUGUGGACAAACGAACCAAAAAUGUUGCGACCCAGAUUCAUUUUUUAUUUUUUGCAGGUUUUUCAGUGUGCGAAAAGUUUUGGGUUUUUUUGGGUGUGUGACAUGUUUAUUUUUGAUGUAGAUGUAGUGGCUGCACUAACUUAUUUGAAAGUACGUCAUUGCUUUAUAUUCAAGGAACAAUUGUGGUAAAGUGGCACAUUUUGUAAUGGAUUCUUCUGAAUGAUUUUUAAAACGUUUUUUUUUUGUAGCCAUAGAAUUGAAUUAUUUUUUUUCUGGGUAUAGCAUUGGUUAGUGUCAUUUCAUUUUGUAUUUAGUAGUUUUUAUCAAGUCACAUGAAAAAAACAAAAAAUAAAAAAAAUACAACUA